AUGUUCGUCACCCAUGAGGGGCCCAGGUCACCGAGCCAGGAGCCGAUCUCCGCCAACCAGAGUGGUCUCCGCGAGGACAUCAACAAGCAGGAACAGCUGGUGGAUGGAAAAGGUCCAGGAGUUUCGCCAGUUAGCACAAGAAAAAUGGCCAACCAGGCCACUACCAACAUGAACUCGGGCCCGCAAGGGCAACAAGACCGCUGGGCGGCGCUGCGUGCGCGCCUGAGAGCGCGGGAUGUGGAAGAGCACCACAUCGAGACCAUUGUCGCUGCGCUUGACAAUGCUGCACGAUGGAAGCCGAAGGGGGUAGCAAGUGGUGGGUUGGUGUUGGGGUCCGGCUUGGGGUUGGGUAUGGUGUGGCUUGCAAGCCGCGUGGGGAGGAGAAGGGGACCACCCCCAAGGACCAGCCCGGUCUCAAGGUGGACGCCAAGGCGGACGCAAAAGUCGCAAAGGUCAGUCGGUAGCGAGACCGCUAUGGCCCACUACCGGUCCCCCGACGAUGACGUGUGGUGUGUUCUCUGCAUCAAGGGUCUCCAUCGCAUCAUCCCGCGUGCCGUCCACGACCAUGCCUCUUUCUGCGCCGCUUUCGAUGAGGCUCGCGCCGCUGCCUGA
Sordaria macrospora k-hell is the source of this 612-nucleotide messenger RNA. RefSeq lists its product as uncharacterized. The record is from RefSeq and is a predicted model, not a curated record. Lineage: Eukaryota; Fungi; Ascomycota; Sordariomycetes; Sordariales; Sordariaceae.